AUGUCGCAGAAGGAUGCGCAAGUGCAGAAGGCCAAGGCACUCCACGAUGCCAUCCGGCAGAUGACGGAGCAGACGGAGACUCUGGAGGCUGAGCUUUCCAAGCUCGCCGCGGAGAAGGCCCAAGUGGAGGCGGACCUGGCGACCUCUGCGAACCGUGCCCGGGAGCUCCAGGCACAGCUUCCGCAGAAGGCCAUGGAGCUGAAGCAGCUCGAGGCUCUGGAGCAACAAAAGGAGGCGGAGUACAUGAAGAUGCUUGAAGCCACCCCCACCUUAGUACAGGUCUUAAAGAAGUGA
Messenger RNA from Symbiodinium necroappetens, 294 nucleotides. Lineage: Eukaryota; Dinophyceae; Suessiales; Symbiodiniaceae. The record is from the annotation of a GenBank genome assembly.